GUCCUCAGCUAAUGUGACACCACCUCAAAUAGCACACUCUCUCACUCCCAUUUGUCCCUCUCACUCUCUGAGUUGAGUUAAUUCAUCUGGGUUUUAUUCACGCUAUUCAUCUCUCUUUUACUGCAACUAAAAAGCUUUCCAUUGAUUCUAUAUAUCCGCAGAGAAGCUUUUACGAAGCUCUUCUUUUCAGUAAUAUAAUUUACUUUCCUCAAAAACUUUCCUUAUAAUCUCUGAUUUUGUCCCCUUUUCUCCUUGUCUCAAUUCUUCUCUUUAACGGUUCUUCUUUAAUUCUCUUUAUUCUCUCAGAAUCUCUCUUUAAUCUCUUUCGCUUUCAAUGCCACUUUGAUACACACACACACACACACACCAUGUGGCCUACAAAAUACACCGAACACCUCAACCAAAUCACCGCGACGGAAUAUUCCCCCAAUCUCCCCCCGAUGAAGACGCUCCGCGUCUCCGUCACCGACGCCGACGCCACCGACUCCUCCAGCGACGAAGACGCCGCCUCUCACCUCAAGCGUCGUAGAGUCAGGAAAUACAUCCACCAAGUCACGAUUCUCCCCUGCUGCGGAGACGGAGACGGAGACUACAAGGCGCGGCCGUCGGAGAAGAGGCGGAGCUCUGCCGGCGGAGGGAGAAAAUCGAAGAAUGCGGCGGAAGGCGGCGGUGCGAGGAAAUUCCGCGGCGUGCGGCAGCGGCCGUGGGGGAAGUGGGCGGCGGAGAUUCGAGACCCCAUGCGGCGGGUGCGGCUGUGGCUGGGGACCUACGACACGGCGGAGGAGGCGGCGAUGGUGUACGACCACGCGGCCAUCCAGCUGCGUGGGCCCGACGCGCUGACCAAUUUCAGCCCAAGGUACAACAAGGACAGGUCAGGGUACACCUCGUCUUCGCGCGAUAAUGCCGCGUCACCGAAAUCGGUGCUCCGCUUCUUCUCACCCGAGGCGGAAUCGGAGUCGUCGCCUGCGGCAGGAGAAGCUGAGGGCGGUGCCGAUUUUCCGAUUUUCCCUCUUGGCGACGAUUUGUUCUCGGAUUUGGGGGAACCGGUUGGCGCACCCGGAUGGUUUGAUCAGGAGACCGAUUUGUACGGAACGGAUAUUGCGUGGUGCUCUGACGUGGUUUCGGAGUCGGGCGCGGACUUGGUAGCGAGAUUCGGGUCGGGUGAUGAUUUCUUUCUUGAGUUUGGGGACGUCUUCGGGUCGGAUCCGCUCGUAACUCUGUGAGGAGGCGUUUCAUAAAUAUAAUAUAUAUAAAUAUUUUGCUUGAGUUUUAGUUUGGGUUGUGGGGAUAGAUUUCGAAUGUAAAACUGGAGUGUUACUGAGUAAAAGAAGUGUUAGUGUUAAGUAAGUAAAUGGAAUCUCUUCUUUAUGUUAUUAUUUGAUUUCAUAAGCCACCUUUUUGGCAAAAUAUUGUUGAAUGUGUGUGUCUAUUUUGUAGUACUGAUAACAUUCUUGAAA
Messenger RNA from Salvia splendens (bonfire salvia), 1457 nucleotides. RefSeq names its product ethylene-responsive transcription factor CRF2. NCBI's taxonomy places the organism in Eukaryota, Viridiplantae, Streptophyta, Magnoliopsida, Lamiales, Lamiaceae. Gene Ontology annotation, biological process: regulation of DNA-templated transcription. Gene Ontology annotation, molecular function: DNA binding; DNA-binding transcription factor activity. The coding region runs from base 369 to 1223 and encodes 284 amino acids. The transcript has a single exon. The record is from RefSeq and is a predicted model, not a curated record.